Nicotiana tabacum (common tobacco) is the source of this 4453-nucleotide messenger RNA. The record is from RefSeq and is a predicted model, not a curated record. NCBI's taxonomy places the organism in Eukaryota, Viridiplantae, Streptophyta, Magnoliopsida, Solanales, Solanaceae.
UUUCCUCAAAUUUUGUAUAUUGACUCAUCUAUAUAUUUUCAAUAAAUUUCAACCGUACACAUUGAAAAAGAUCCUUUUGUGCUUAGAUUUUUGGAAUCUUGUAUACAUACCUUGUUUGCUACCUCAUUCAUGAAUUUCCUUUCUGUCUUGCGUUCUUUGCAUGUGAUUGAGAAAUAACAUUAUUUAUUAGGGUUUUCAAUUUGUAUGUAGUUGGCUAGUUUUGGUAAGUAUAUGAUUAAUGGCUAGAGGUUGGUAAGUUAGUACUUAUUUGAUACAUUUAUGUAAGAUUCCCAAAAUUAAACUCUUGCAAAAAUAUUUUAAUUUUAAUUUUUCAAAAAAGGGGAAAUUACAUAUUUGGCCGCUAGGUCAAAACCAUUAACAGCUCCUAGCAAAUACUAGUAUACAUUAAACAAUAAAACAGUACUCCUAUGUUGCAGCAACUACAUUGUAAAGACAGUUCAGGAUCACCUGUAGUUCAUUUCUGAGCUGAUGAAAAUAACCAGAAGAAAAGAUGCUUAAGAGAUCCCUCACAGACUUUCCCUUUCUAAACAAAGAAAUGAUUGGAGCUAGAGUUGUAGGGGGUACUCUAAAGAAGAGAACCCCUCCAAAAAUUGGCGUAUGCCACCGAGUGCAGCGCUCACACGGUAUUCUUUAGUAAAAGGCGAAAGAAUAGUUCGCUCUGUGCUCACUGCGUGGCUGCGUGAGCUUUACAAUAGCCAGUGCAUCCCUUUUUAUAUUGUAACAAAGUCUGGAUUUACUCUUUCUUUUCGAUGUGUGUGUAGGUGAUUGUGAAGAGGUAUAUGCUCACCAGCUGAUCGACGAAAUGCUGCACAGAAUGAUUUGGACUAAAUAUCUUGAGUUUCUGAUCCAGGUUGGUGUUUAAUUGCAUAAUGGAGGACCCAAUUAGGAUAAGCAGAUCAUAUAGCAGUUGUCGGUCGAUUAAAUUGCAUGGUUUAUAUUUACUUUAAGUUUGCCUUACAAUGGCAUUUAGUACUAGGAACCUUAUGUUUACGUUAAUUGGUUAUAGCCUGAAAAGAUAGUGACGUGGACCAAGUGGUGGAUAAAUAAAAAGCCUAAUAUUAAAUAUUAUGUGUGUGGAUAAAUAAAAGGUCUAAUAUUAACUAUUGGCCUGUGAUGGGUAGACACUCUUUAUAAAUAGAGGUCAAUCCCCCUUUCCCUAGCUAUUAGAAAACCCUAGCGUAUUCUACCUCUAGAAUACGUGGUAACGGUAGACGUCCCAUCAGUCAAGUUCUCCGGGCUGCGAGAGCGCGUAGCUAGUGGAUCGUGGAAGUUGGUCUCACACUUAAUCGUCGUUUGCUGUCGUUGAUGUAUUCAUGGAGUUAAACGGUAUGUUUCCUUAAACUCUAACUCUAGAUUGAUUGCAUAAUUGUGUCUUAAUCUCUACUAUGGCUGCGAUUUAAUAAUCUUACAGUUGAUAUCAGAGCCACCAUAGUUAGAGAUUAAGAUCAAUGAAUUAAUCUUAGGUUUCGAAAUAUUUAUAUUGUUGUUGAAUUUCGGACAAUGUAACAACAUUAGAAAAGUUGUUACACGGUCAGUUUUUGGAUGAAUUCAUCUUUGGCGGCUAUAGUCCGUAAUUCUUGUUUCUACAAAAUGGGUUUUAACCCAUUGUAAUGGAACCGAAUUUAUUAUACAUGGAAGGUUAUAGCUUGAUGUCGACGAUGAUAAUUUUGAUCAUCAAUUUUACUUUAAAGAUGACGGAGGCACAUCAACUGUAUGUUUCUGUGGAAAUAUUGUUUUAACCUGGUGGAUAUUGUCUUUAACUAAAUUAAUCUUUUAUUCUUUUAAUUCUUUGGCCCACAAUUCUAGAAGUAAUUAUAUUAUCCAAAAAUUUGUGUUGUUGUCAAUUAAGGCAAACAUGGAAUGUUGAGUGCUUAGUCAGAACUAAUCUAAGCACCUUUUGUGACUUAUGAAGAACGUCUUUAUCCGAUUCCUUAAUUUUAUUACUUGAUCAACUUGAUUUGUGUUUGAUUAUUAUAAUUAGGUGUGUCUGACUGUUAGCAUAUCAUAAACUUUAAUAAUAAAAUUGUUUGUUAGAAACUUUUCUUGAUACUUAGUCAGAGGAUGGAGUUAAUAAAUAAAAUAUAUUAUAAGGUAUGGGGAUUAUUUUUAUCACAUUUUAAAUAAUAAUUUAUGAUUAAUAAAUAGUUUCCAUCAAAGUGGUCUAUUUAUUUGGGGUCAUUGGAAAUUCUAAAAAUUUUAUACAUGUAAAAUAAUAUUAUACGUGGAUUGAGAAUUAUGAUUAAUAGAUAGUUUCCACCAAAGUGAUCUGUUUAUUUAGUCAUUGAAAUAUUCUCAAUUCACCAUGUCUAAAUUGUCCUUUACUAGUGUGCGUUAGUGUUGGAGGUUUACCUUUUGAUACUAGUGACGCUAAAUUAAUAUGAGAAUAGAUAUUGUGUUUUCCACCUAAAGGAGGAACAUAAUAUCUUGAAUUCUCAUGUGUAUAAAUAAGGAUAAUUUGUUAUAAGAGAAAGGCUUUGCGUUUCUUACCUAAAAGAAGGACGCAAUGUAUGCCUUGUACUCUUGGAUAAAGGGGAGUAGGUUUUGUAUCUCUUGCCUAAAGGUAAGGAUGCAGUGAAUGCCUUGGACUCCUUGAUCUUUAAAAGGGGAGACAGUUGCAUCUUCUACCUAAAGGAGGGGUGUAAUGGAUGUCUUUGACUCUUUUGAUUUAUAUAUUCUUGCCCAUAAUUUUAUUUAAUUUUUGUGUGUUUGCUUAUACAGCUGUUAACAACAUGACUACUCAGUUGAAUUUCAUUGAAACUCUGACUAGUAGCAAUUACAAGAAGUGGAAACAGGAUGUUGAGAUAGUGUUAGGCCUGAUGGACCUGGAUUUUGCAUUUAUUGAACAGAAACCCGCUGAACCCACAACUACUAGCACUACUGAUGAAAAGGCUAAGUAUGAAAAAUGGAUGAAGGCUAACAAAUUGAGUCUUAUGAUCAUGAAGAGAUCCAUUUCUGAUCACAUAAAAGGUGCAAUUAAGGAUAAUGGAAAUGCAAAAUAUUUCUUGAGUGCCAUUGGACAGAAAUUCCUAGAAUCUGAUAAAGCUGAGAUAGGUAAUCUGAUGGAUUCCCUGUCUACCAUAAAGUAUGACCUUGUAGGUAGUGUCCGUGAUCAUAUUAUGAAAUUGGUUAACAUUGCUACCAAACCGAAUAAUUUAAGUGUAACCAUUACCGAUAAUUUUCUUGUUCAUCAAUCUCUAAGGUCAUUUCCUCAGCAGUUUAACCAGCUUAAGACAACCUAUAAUGCACAAAAGGAUAAAUGUAGUGUUGAUGAACUUAUUACUGUUUGUGUGGUAGAGGAAGGGAGUAUUCAAAAGGAGAAAGUUAAGGGUAUAGUGAAUUUUGUUAGUUCGUCUAAAUCAGCUGAUUAUCCCUCUUAUAAAAGAAAAGGUGGACCCAAAUUUUACAAAAAAAAACAUGGUCAGUCUCAUUGUCCAGGUGGUAAUAGAGGUCAUACUAAUAAGCCUGGUGUUAACCAAGGUCAGUCUCAUAAUCCUCUUGGUCCCCAAGCUGUAAUUAAGAAAGAAAUCAAGUGCUGCGAUUGCAAACAAGUAGGUCAUAAGAAAUUUGGUUGUCCUCUAAAAAAGAAAUCAAGAUCUAGUAAGCAGACGGAAGCCAAAAGAGGAUGAAGCCAGUGUUGUUGUGGGCAAUGGACUCAAAGCAAAAGUAGAGUUUAUAGGGACAUCUAUUUUACCUUUUAAAAAUAAUUCUAGUAUUCGUUUAGAAAAUACUGUUUUUGUACCGUCUAUGAGACAGAAAUUAGUUUCGGUUUCCCUUUUGGACAAAGUUGGUUAUUCAUUUCAACAAAGUAAUGGUAUUAUUAAAAUUUCCUAUGAUUCACGUGCUGUUGCUGAUGCCUUUUUAAGUGAUGGUCUAUAUCGCUUGAAUAUAUUGAAUGAAACAUUUUCUGCAAUGCAUGUUGAAAAUAUUGCCCACAAAAGGCCUGCUUUGAGUAAAACGUCUUACCUAUUAUGGCAUAGGCGUCUUGGUCAUAUUUCUAAAGAAAGAAUUGAACGAUUGAUAAAGGAAAAUAUUUUAUCUGUUCUUGAUCCAAAAGAUUUUGAAACUUGUGUGGAUUGUGUUAAGGGUAAAAUGACCAAGGUUAAGAGAAAGGGUUUCACUAGGAGCUCUGAACUCUUAGAAAUAAUUCAUACUGAUAUUAGUGGACCUUAUGUACCUAUUUUAACCAAUCAUAAGUAUUUUAUUACUUUUAUUGAUGACUUUUCAAGGUACUGUUAUAUAAUAUAUAUGGACAAAGUUUGGUGAUGAACUCAAGUUCACCAUUUCUUGUUUUUUGAUAAGAUGGACAAAGUUGUUAUAAGCUAUGGACUUAUUGGAAAUGUUCUGUUCUGACUACUUUUUGUAUGAAAAUCAGUUAUUAAUUGCUUGAGUGAAGAGACAAAAUUAACUUGGGAGGUCAAGAAGCUUGAGGUUA